Lingula anatina is the source of this 2603-nucleotide messenger RNA. RefSeq lists its product as uncharacterized. Lineage: Eukaryota; Metazoa; Brachiopoda; Lingulata; Lingulida; Lingulidae. The record is from RefSeq and is a predicted model, not a curated record.
CUAACAAAACAUUUUCUUUGAUACGGGGGAAAAAACAAGUCGACCCUGUGUCUAUCUCCCUGGCACAUAAAAGCUCCUGUAGAAGAAGUCCAACAUUACAUCGAAAAAACCGACAAACCACAUUACCCUUUGUGGAUAAUUUUGGACUAAUGUUUUGGAUGGUGGACCAGUGUCCGACGUCUUGGCUGGAAGAGGAAAGUCGUAUGAAGUGCAUUGAUACCUCAAAUACUAGCCUCACAGAGGACGCGCUCUUGUACCAGCCAGUCACCGACCCAGAUACAAUGAUAACUUUCAGAAACAAGUACUGUGCAACCUGUAAUGGUAUCAAGGAAGGCGGGGAACCGUGGGAACUCGUCGUCUAUUCCACUAAGAACGUACCAUUUGACUAUUUGCAAAUUGCAGCUCCUCGGAUUGCGUGUUAAAAAAACUUGACGAUGGCGGAAGUAAUGUUAUUUUCGAGCCAAAACCGGAAUGGCAUUUACGAACGUGCUUCAGGGAAGUUGGGGACGAUGCCUUCGGUCCUUGCAAGUUCAGUUUUAUCAAUGGAAGCGUGCGUCGUGUACCUCGUCCACUCCCCCUGCACUCAGCUUUACGAGAUGCCUGUAUGGCGUACAACAACCCCGUUGUCUUUGGCGGUGUUGAUAUCAGUCACAAGAACUUCCACUGUAUGGUGUGUUAUCUGGGUGAUUUUCUACUCUGUGAAGGUGAGUGGUAUGUUUAAAUAUAUAAGAAACGUCAUAUGUGAUCAAUUAGAACUGUACAUUCUAGGCGUGAAUAAUUUUCAUUAAGCUUACUUGCCUCCCUCGUAACCUCGGCGAGCAGGAUUGUGGAACCUUAGAAAUAAAAUACGCUUGAUGAGAAUGUCAUUUUUGUUUUCUUGAGGCGUAGUUUUGGCAUGUUUUCCCUAGAUAAAUGGUUUAAUUCAAUUUUGCCAAUAAUAUCACAAAGAAAAUGGCUAAAUGUAAUUGAUAUUGCCAAGAUUCAUUUUUUGCUGUGCGAUAUCUUUUGAAUCAAUUUAUUUUUGUGGACAUUACAUAGGUAGGUCGAAUUUCAGUUCAAAUAAGUUUUUUAUUUAUAAUCCGGAAAAAGCAAGCAUUGAUUUCAUGUUGACGGAAAACUGUCAUGAAUUACUGAGAAAAUUGCGUUUUUUUGUGGAGAUAUGAAGAAAGUUAUUAGCACUCUAAUAUAAGGUAUAUUAGCUUUUGCAGCUUGGGAUUGAGCGUAAUGUGUAACACUUUUAUAUAAAAACAGUCAGUGUUUAGAUCGAAGAUCUCUUUAAGUUACACGUACACGAGCUUGGAUUUAAACUUUUAAUAGUUUCUCAUACGACAAAAAUAAAAUCGACAUGUCAAGGGUUAAAUCGACUCAAUCACUCAAAAAAGCAUGAAACGAUGACCUUUGGCAUCUGUAUUGGUUAUAAUAUUUUAAAUCUUACGGUGGCCUUUGGUCAGGUUUUGUGGCAAAAACAUUGACUUAAAAUUCGCCUGUAAAUGUGAGCAUAUCUUAGGUCACAAAUGGCAGAUUAAAAAAAAAACAGCUUUUUAAAAUGUCUAAAAAGCCUUUUUUUAUGUUGGUAGAGGGUAAUUAACUAAUUGAAUAGCUACUCAAGGAGGCGUGUCAGACAAGAUGAUUACACUGAAUGCAUUUUAGCGAGAAUACCCCUCAGCAAUGGCGCAACCCAGCUGGUACGAUAUUUGAAUCUAAACGCGGUUGUAAAGCAAAUAAAUCUAGUUAUGUGAACUACAACAACUAGGCCGAUUGAAGAACACGUAGCUGUUCUUGUUUGCCAAGUUUACAUGCCCACUAACUAAUUAAAUUAAAUGUUAUAUUCAGAUCAGAAUUUCACACCGCCACCGGAAAGAUAUUUCGGUCUUUCUCUCCGCGCCCUAUUGUACCUGGGAGACCAAGACCAGGAACAGAGUGAUGACGUCAUGACUAGGCCUGUAAACCAGCAGAUAGUGUGCCCCCCUGGUUUUGUUCCUGGCCUCCAGGACUGCCGCCCCCUUAUGUACAAUGUCACUGUAAUACGGUCGAUCGUUUCCUUACAUUUUGAACCGUGUGGCUGGGUUCCAACACCCAGAGAUAGCUGUAGAGAUAUCCGAGGAGAUGCUCGAUUGGUAGCUGUACUGAGAGCUGUUCAGGCACGUAUUAAUAAGUGUGGUCAGAAACACGGCGCGGAUAACACGUCCAUCACUUUUGUCGUUGACACAAUGGUCACUCUUCGAGUGAGUCUAGCGCACUACGAGGAAGGUCGCAACGUUUUCGACCAAGCACAAGCAUGGAUGGAAAAUGCUCUGCAAAACGCGCAGUUGGAGAUAUCCGGACGGCCAGUGGGUAUACGUACAGGAUCGUUCUCCACCUGUACGAAGAACCCCACGAACCACAGCUCCGUGACGCCAUUUCAUGGAGCGUCCACGCUCUCAACCCCGAGGCAGAGCCGAGGAAAUGUACCUGUUGGUAAUAUUAGAGUUUGGUUGUUAAUGGCGCUGGUGGCAGCGGUGUGGGAUAUCUAUGGGUAAGACCGUAUAAAGAAUGAUAUAGGAUUGGGCACUACCUUGACUAAUCAAUCCAUAGAUGUAUAUCUAAGGUUUUUUUUUUUUUUU